Prunus armeniaca (apricot) is the source of this 312-nucleotide messenger RNA. NCBI's taxonomy places the organism in Eukaryota, Viridiplantae, Streptophyta, Magnoliopsida, Rosales, Rosaceae. The record is from the annotation of a GenBank genome assembly.
AUGGCUAGGAAAUCUAGGAUUAGGAAAAUGGGGAAUUUGAGGAAUGCAUUUAGGAAGAAGAGUACAUCUAAGAUGAGAAGUGAAAGGAAUGGGAGCUUUAGGCAUCCGAGGUUUAGGAAGCUAGGCGGAUCCAGGAUUUUUACUUCCAAUGGUCGACACCAGCCUUCGGGCAAUAGCCCAGGCGAUUCUUGCCCGUGGGCUUGCUUAGGCUCGCGGGACCCACCCCUUGCCCGGGCUGGACUUGGCGCGCUGGAGCUACAAUAUGGCCCCUUCCUAUCCAGGUAUGCCCCGUGCGGUAGACUUGCCCUUUGA